AUGGAUUGCUUCGAAGAAAUUCUUGAAACGCCGGCGAUUGCCUACGAGCUCCUAUUCAAGUCGGUUGCUGCGAUACCCUUGUCCCAUUAUUUGGUGGGGACGAUCCUGUUUCUCGUUGUGUUUUGGUACAAUUUUCUGGAGUUUCAUUUUUUUCAGGAUCUUUUUACUGGCUUUCGUGGUGGUCCCGUGUUGCUGACGUACAACCCCAGCUCCGAGAUUUACCAUGGGGUUGUGGCCAAGUGUAGGGCGCUCCAUGGGAGGUACCUGGCUACUCCCUGGCUCUCGAGCCCACAUAUCCAAACUUCAUUUGUAAACUUCUUGGGGAGGCCACCCGUGUUUGCCUACAGAAGGCAGAUGUUUCAUGCACCUGAUGGUGGGACGUUUGCUCUGGAUUGGCUAUUGCAUUCUGAUGUUGUGCAUGGAGUAGCUUCUACAAAUAAUAAUGCGAUCGCCAAGGAUGAUAAAACUCCUAUUGUGGUUAUGAUCCCGGGUCUAACAAGUGAUUCAGCUUCUCCUUAUAUGAAACACCUUGUCUUUGAUACUGCAAAAAAUGGAUGGAAUGUGGUGGUCAGCAAUCACCGGGGUCUUGGUGGUGUCUCAGUUACCUCCGAUUGCUUCUACAAUGCCGGAUGGACCGAAGAUGCACGCCGAGUGAUUAACCACCUACAUCAUGAGUAUUCAGAAGCUCCUUUGUUUGUUGUGGGAACUAGUAUUGGUGCUAACAUUUUGGUAAAAUAUCUUGGAGAAGACGGGGAGAAUGUCCCGAUUGCAGGUGCCGCUGCAGUUUGCUCUCCUUGGGAUCUUUUGAUUGGUUCUAGGUUCAUAUCUCGAAGGCUUAUCCAAAAGUUAUAUGAUAGAGCUCUUACUAUUGGUCUUCAAGGUUAUGCACAGCUCCAUGAAACCCGCUAUUCUCGACUUGCUAACUGGGAAGGCAUUAAAAAGAGGGAUUCGGAGGAUAAGCCGGCACGUUUCAUAUCUGCUCUCCUUGUGUUUGGAAGGUGCACGAUGAGAGGGUUAUGUCUGUUACUUUUGAAUAAAUUCUUAAGAGUUCUGGCGCGAAUACGAUUUUCCCAUUUUGAUAACCAACGUUGCACCCUACACUAG
This is a messenger RNA of Striga hermonthica, 1104 nucleotides long. The record is from the annotation of a GenBank genome assembly. NCBI's taxonomy places the organism in Eukaryota, Viridiplantae, Streptophyta, Magnoliopsida, Lamiales, Orobanchaceae.